Molecule: messenger RNA, 5583 nt
Organism: Paralichthys olivaceus (Japanese flounder)
Lineage: Eukaryota; Metazoa; Chordata; Actinopteri; Pleuronectiformes; Paralichthyidae
Source: RefSeq, a predicted model, not a curated record
UAACAACAACAGCGAGGGAUUAGGCAUCGACUGAGCAACCAGGAAGUCCAUUUAGGACAAAGCAGCGUUAAAAAUCCUCUCAGACUGUAGACGUGAUCGUCAUCGCUGCCCUGCCUGUUGGACCGGACAGCUGCUCAAGAUCUGUGGGAGAAAAAAUGGAAGCACACAAAGGAAGGAUGAAAUAACUCCUGGACAAUCUCUCCUCUUUGCUGCUCUGAUAUUGCACUCCUGACGUGAAGUGAGAGGAGGUGAGCCGGUUGGAGUGAUGCCUGGGCCACUGAAAUAGAAACGAGAGAGAGAGGGGCAUCGCUAGAUAUGAGGAGCAUGCGUCAGCACUAAGGUGAGAGAGAGACAACAGAGAUGAGCGAGGUGGAGAGUGAGGUAUAGAGAAAGAGAGAUUGAGGGUAGAGGUCAUUAUCGUGGCAUUAGAUGGGGCGACUGAAAUCGAACCUGACAGAUUUGUCACCUUCAAGCGCCACACCUUGUCUGCAUCAUCCCAACGCUCCAUCCUGACUGCAGCAGCACUAAGGACCCACGAGGGAUUUCCUCGCCUCAUGGGACAAUAACGAUCAAUAAAUUAUUUUUUGAAUGAUCCAUUGUGUACCUUUGGAAGCUGUCUCUGAAGAUUGAAACCAUGUGAAAGGGACACACACUACUUCCUCAUCUUCUUCUACAUCUUUCAACAGAGGAGGAAGAAUCCAGCACACAUCAAUGCAAAAAUAAGGAUUAUGUUCUUGCUGCACGAAGAAUCGUUGUCUGCAGGGAGUCAUCUGUAAAAUCUGAUCACCUGGUCAGUCAGUGAACACAACCCUGUUCUGACUGUGUGAAAUUGAGGAAUUCAUUGUCCGGCCAUUUUCUUCAUAUGCUGACUCAGCCUAAAUGAGGACGACAAUGAAGGUGGGCGUAUCGGGAGGUGUCCAGCAUCUGAAAUAACGUAACCCUGCACUGUGAAUGACAUGCAGAUCACUGUUCUUGUCAUCCUAAUGACAGUGUGGACCUCGAGGCAGGCUGACUGACCGACUGGCUGAGUAAGUGCGUGAGCUGCUCCCAGAGUGAAGCUGUGGCUAUCUGAGCACUUUGAGGACACGUAGCCCCGGGGAAAUACCAGCCGGGUGGUGGAGCCCCAUGAUGGGGGAGACGGCGGAAUACCAGAGGCUGCAGGACACCUCAGAGCCUGACUACCAACGCGUGCCCAGCGAUGAUGACGAGAAACUCGGCAGUAGCAUGCAGUGUGAGGAGGGCACAGAAUGGCUGCUGGAGCUGCUGAUGGAGGUGCAGUUGCAGCAGUAUUUACUGCGGAUCAGAGAUGACCUUAACGUCACGCGGCUGUCACACUUCGACUACGUGAAGAAUGAAGACUUGGAGAAGAUCGGCAUGGGUCGACCAGGGCAGAGACGACUGUGGGAAGCUGUGAAAAGGAGGAAAGCCAUGUGCAAGCGCAAGUCCUGGAUGAGCAAGGUGUUUAGCGGGAAGCGCCCAGACGGAGGAGACAUCCCCCAGCAGGGCCAGCCGGCCUCCUCCUUUAGAAAGUUGUCCCCCAUGCCUCCCCUGGGCCUGGGGGAGGGAGUCCUGGCCACACAGCCUGGUGGAGGUGGCGGUGGUCCCCUUGAUGGGCAGCAGCAAGCUCUGACCUGUCUCAUCCCUGAGAAGGACUUGACUUUGUUUGAGAAGCUUGGGGACGGCUCCUUUGGCGUCGUGAAGAGAGGAGAGUGGCUAACACCUGCAGGGAAGGUGCUGAAUGUAGCUGUGAAGUGUCUGAAGACAGACGUGCUCAGCCAGCCCGACGCUCUGGAGGAUUUCAUCUGCGAGGUCAACGCCAUGCAUUCCCUGGAUCACCAGAACCUCAUUCGCCUCUACGGUGUGGUGCUCACACACCCAAUGAAGAUGGUGACGGAGCUGGCUCCUCUGGGUUCUCUGCUGGAGCGUUUGCGAUGUGUCCGUCCACAGGGUCCAGUGUUGAUCCACACUCUGUGUCAGUACGCUGUACAGGUGGCCUGUGGCAUGGCCUACCUGGAGCAGAGGCGCUUCAUACACAGGGACUUGGCAGCCAGGAAUAUCCUGUUGGCCUCGGCUCAGAGAGUGAAGAUCGGUGACUUUGGCCUGAUGAGGGCGCUGCCUAACAACCAUGAGCACUACGUCAUGCAAGAGCAUCGCAAGGUCCCUUUUGCAUGGUGCGCCCCCGAGAGUCUGAAGACCAGAACGUUCUCCCAUGCUACAGACACAUGGAUGUUUGGCGUCACUCUCUGGGAGAUGUUCACACACGGUCAGGAGCCUUGGCUGGGUCUCAAUGGGAGCCAGAUUCUGCACAAAAUUGAUAAAGAAUGUGAACGCCUCCCAAAGCCAGAGGACUGUCCGCAGGAUAUCUAUAACGUCAUGCUGCAGUGCUGGGCACAGAAACCCGAUGACAGACCUACGUUUGUUGCCCUGAGAGAGUUCCUGCUUGAGUCAAUGCCCACAGACAUGUGUGCUCUGCAGGACUUUGACGAACCUGACAAACUACAGAUCCAACUCAAUGAUGUCAUCACCAUCAUAGAGGGAAGGGCAGAGAACUACUGGUGGCGAGGUCAAAACAAGCGUACUCUUCAGGUGGGGCCAUUCCCCAGAAAUGUGGUGACAUCAGUGGCGGGUUUGUCGGCCCAUGAUAUCAGCCGGCCACUCAAGAACAGCUUCAUCCACACUGGACACGGAGACAGCAACCCUCGGCACUGCUGGGGCUUCGCUGACAGGAUCGAUGAUUUGUACCUCGGGAAUCCGAUGGAUCCUCCUGACGUCCUGGGUUUAGAUCUCAGUGGGACUCGACCCACACAGCUUCCAGGACGAGCUAAAAAGGAGCCUCCUCCCCGCCCUCCUCAACCAGCCGUGUUAAUCAAGAGUAAGUCUGGUCUCUCUCAGCAGCUCCUCACCCAUUGCUCCUGCCCUCUCUGUUCCCUCCUAGCUCCACUCCUCAAAGAGCCUUGCUACGAUCCCGUAAAUGAGGACGAGGAUCUGACCUCCGUAGGACUAAAGAGAUUAUCACUUCGAAAGACUGGUUCUGUCAAAAGCUUAAAAAUUAAACCUGCUGCGUGGGUCUCUGCUUCCAAACAGGGGAUUAGCCGUAGUCCAGGCUCAGGCUACAACCACAACGGCGAAGUGUCCCUAAUUGACUUUGGGGAAGAGUUCCCCCCGUCCACUCCCUCCCCCUCCCCUGUGGUAGAAGUUCAGAUCCCCUCUCUGGCGGAGCUGGCUUUGGAAGCUGAGAACAUCAUGGACCGCACUCCUCCUCAGAGUCCGUCCAGAUCGUUACCCCGCCCGCUUCACCCCACACCAGUAGUGGACUGGGAUGCCCGACCUUUACCUCCACCCCCAGCCUAUGACGAUGUCGCCCGAGAUGAAGAUGAUAUGGAGGUGAGCUCCAUCAACAGCUCAGAGCAGCAGCAUGAAGAAGAGCAGAGCGAUGUUCUUCACCCAGAUGAGGCUGAUGUGGCUCCCUCCUCUGGACAGAAGGAGCAGGUUGAUGCUCUUGUCUCCAGGGGUCCAGGUCUGGAGGACAACCUCUUCCUCCCCAGCAAGCAGAGCCAGGGCCUGUCCACAUCUUUCUCCCAGUCGGCAGAAAUCUUCCAAGAACUCCAGCAGGAGUGCAUGAGGAGGCUCAACGUACCGAAAGGCAGCGCUGCCCGGUUGAGCUCGCCCUCCCAGACGUUUGUGUUGUUUCCCCACUCUCCUCUGACCCAAGAGGGAGAAGAGCAGAGCGUCUUCUCCUCCUGUGAAGACAAACCCCAAAUCCCCCCUCGUGUUCCCAUCCCUCCUCGCCCCAUAAAAAGGGGUGACUACACAUCUGCUCGCUGGUCAAGAGAUCUUUCUCUUUCACCGACACCAGCAGACGCCACAGAGGACGUUUCAGGCCUGGAUCAGAACCGACCACCUCAGAUCCCUCCAAGGGACCCUUUGUCUCAGCCGGGCUCCAGGACUCCCAGCCCCAUGGGCCUGUUAGUGGGCUCCCCCCAGCAGAGAAUUUACUCUGUCAGCCCCACCACCAUGCAGGCUCCCCUUACAUCCUGCCCCCCCACACACGCCUAUGGCUCCUACCUCUCCACCUCUCCAGGUAAACUCAUGCCUACCACACACAGCUUCGCCUCAGAUCCUAAAUAUGCUGCACCCAAAGUGAUCCAGGCGCAGGGGAAGGACCCUGCCAGUAAGGGCCCCUGUAUCCUCCCCAUUGUACGUGAUGGACGUAAAGUGAGUAACACCCACUAUUACCUUCUGCCGGAGAGACCACCAUACCUCGACCGAUACGAUCGCUUCUUCAGGGAGGCAGAAAGCCUUCCUGCGAGUGGUAUGGAGGAAAGGCAUGUACGGCAAGCCAACACUGCCACCGUCAGACCCAUGGUGGUCAGCAACCAGACUGUCCAGGGACAUGCCCAGGGACAGGGCCUUGUCCAGCUGGGUGAGCUGAAGGCUAAUUUCUCCUCCAACAAUAACAGCAGUCUGGGUGGACCACGGUCAGGGAUGAGGACAUCACUUAGUCUCCCUCGCGUCGCGUCGGAAGGGUUGACAGCACCAGCCGUCACUGGUUCCUGUACUAGGACAGAUGGAGGAGCGAACUCAGCUGACAGGGUCAAAAUGGUGCAGGAGGCAGUUCAUGGUGUUACGAUAGAGGAGUGCCAAGCUGCUCUGCAGAACCACAACUGGAACGUCCAGAAAGCUGUGCAUUACCUAAAGGUGGAGCAGUUGUUCUGUUUGGGUCUGAGGAGCAGGUCCGAGUGUCUAAAGCUGCUGGAGAUGUGUGACUGGAACCUGGAAGUGGCCAGCACGCAGAUGUUAGAUAACUAUGGAUCCACAAGGCAGAGACGGUGACAGAAAUCUCAAACUGCUGAGCUCUGACUGGAACUUCAUCCUCAGUAAAACAUCAUCAGAGGAGGUGAUUCAUUUCCUUUCUGCUUGACACCUCCAAUAAGAAGACUGUUUGACUUAUCACCAAAAACACAAAUUCAUUAUGGUUCAUUCAUACUGACCAUGGACACAGGAAAUUAGCUCUGGGGCAGAAAAUACAAAUUUUUGACAUAUUUCAACUUUGUUCUUAAAAAUGCGUCAUUGUUGCACUUUCUAACAAGUUGUCUACCGGCAUCCACCUUUUUUUCAAGGUUGUUAAAGGCAAAAAAGGGUCAGCCUAAAAUGUGUCACUCAAACACUUCUAUCAGAGUCUGUGCUACCAAACUGUCAAUCAUCACUGUACACUGAUGGCCAAGUGCAGAGAGAUUCUUUAAUGUCUUUCUAUUGUAAAUGUCAUCAAACAGUCAGGUUGGGUGUGAAGCUGUAGAUGAGAUGACGAGCACAAUAUACACAUUAGCACUUUCUAACCCUAGCUUGGAGAGCUUGCACUGUCUCAACUAAAGAUUGUACAGUGAAUGUACAGUUGGGUCUUUCAGAAUGAACAUCCUGCUUUGCAGCUGAGGAAUCUGCAUCACCAUGUGAGGCAAGGGUUUCAAGAGCAGUGAAAAAUAAGUCAUAGACUUCCACAACAUCUAGGCACAGCACAUCACAAAGUUAAUAUUUGACUGGCAGGACAUCAUUUUGCCUGUUAUUAAGAGGUGUGUGAUCACAAAG